Molecule: messenger RNA, 1544 nt
Organism: Cuscuta epithymum
Lineage: Eukaryota; Viridiplantae; Streptophyta; Magnoliopsida; Solanales; Convolvulaceae
Source: the annotation of a GenBank genome assembly
AGACAAUUAAUUUUUACUUACCAUCUUAAUCAAUUAUUUUUACAAAAAACGUAACAUUUGAUAUCGCGUGCUGAAAUGCAUAAUAAUAAGUAAGAUUGAAGUUAAUUUUCUGGCUAAGUUAGCUGAAAUUGCCAACGAGGACAACUCUGCCUACUUUUUCGUUAUUUUAUUAAUAAAUUAUAUUCUAAAUAUCAUUUUUCAUCACUCAACAGAUUCAAUCUAUUCAACCGCUUCAGAGUUCACACAUGCACAGUUUCACCAAAUUCGGUAUAUUCAAUUAAUUUAGUCAAUUUCAAUGUUAUCAAACAGACUCUGUAUUUAAUCGUUUUGAGUAUAUGAUAUUUCAUUCUUACUUAUUUUAUUUCCUCUUUAGCAUUUUUCAAAGAGGAAAUGAAGCGACAAAAGGUACCUGUUUAUUUUUAUAUCGGCGACAAAAGGUACCUGUUAAUUUUUAAUCAUGUCUUGGAUAUGAAGCGUGUGAUUCAGGAAGGUCCCUGGCUCUUUGAGCGUGAUUUGAUAUUACUAAAACUGUUCAGCCUGAUGACAUACCUGAAUCAAUGAAUCUGUAUGAGGCUAGUUUCUGGGUACAGGUUCAUAAUGCUCCUAUAAAAUAUAGGAAUUUGAGAUCUGCUAGGAGAAUUGGUAACUUUUUGGGUUCAUUUAUAAAAUUUAAGAUGAGCCAAUUUGAUGGAAGACAGGCUUCUUAUUUGCGAAUUAGGGUUUCUUUGGAUGUUCGUCAACCUUUGAAAGAAGGUACCAAUUUGACACAGGAUGGAGUUAAACACUGGGUAGAUUUUAAGUAUGAGAAACUACCAAGCUUUUGUUUCAUUUGUGGCAUUAUUGGCCAUUCUGAUAAAUUAUGCCCGUUGAAGUAUGAGGAGGGAUUUGUCGCUGAGAAGACAUAUGGAGUGGAGCUUCGAGCUGGAGGAAGGGUGAAGACCAGUCCUACAGGAUCUUACAAAUGGACAUCUGCAGGAGCUUCUAGUUCAGAAGGGUAUGGGGACCAGUGGAAAUCUGAAUCUGGAGGAGAGUACUCGGCGGAGUCCAAGGGCAUGAAACCGGCAUUGUUUGAGAGCAUUGAAGAGGAAGAGAUGCUUGGGGAGCUUAAACGCAGGAGGACCGGGGAUGUUCAACCCGGGAAAGGUGCCACUGGUGAAGAUAUGGUCAUGGAUAGGGCAAAAAACGGAGAGGAGGCGAGUCUGGUUCCCUAGACCCGCCGUGGCUGCAGUGGAGGGCGGUGGGAAAGAAAACUAGCUUUGGCAUCUUUAUUUUCUUCUAUUUUGAUUUAUUUUACCCGAAUUGCUCUGUUAUGUUUUUUUGUUAUGCGUUUAUUCUAUGUAAGACUUUCGCAUUAAGGUUGGGGGAGGAAGAGGCUGCGGUAACCGUCAUUAGCUCUUUGAUGCCCAAAAUUGGUCUAGCGACUUAUAUUGCUUUUGCACAGGUGGUUAGCUCUCAGUUUCGGCCACGGGCGGAUGGUUAUUUGUGGUUCUUUUCUAGUUUUAUCCUCUUGCUGAAUGCCAUUUUUAUGAAUUAAGCCUUCUUCG